CGGCAGCAAUCUCUCUGGAUCUUCGAUCAGCGCUUCCCUAUUCGUCUACAGAAGACUUGGUUUGUCGGCAAAGAGUUGUCAUUGAUUGUUUUCGUCGCUCAGAUCUCUUUGCGUAGUUGGGAAGUAUAUAUCCCAAGAAAUGAUGCUGGCGGAUACGCAGCAGCAGCGGCACCCCAGGUCAGUGGAGGAGGAAGAAUCUUAUUCUUCUGAACCUACGCCUGUUCCGAACUCGUUCCGUCCUCCGCCACCGACGAAUCAGCCAUCGGCGCUCGCAAUGAUGAUGGGAUCGCCCCCUUCUGGAUCAGAAAGCCACGGGCAGUACCAAACUACGCUAUUGAACAGUACGGUGUUGUCCCUUUCGAUUGACGAUGUGGGCACCCUUCCCUCGUUGGGUCUAGAACCUCCCUCUCCUUUUUCCCAACCCCCAGAAUCAAUAAUGGGAACCCCUACGAACGCUCAAAACGAGGCUUCACAAACCGCAGCUUUGUCUCUGUCUCAAGCGCGACGAAAACAGCAACGGGAACAGAACAAUUAUUUUCCAUCGGCUCCAACAUCGGAAUCGCAUGGUGUCCGAAAGAAUAGAAACUCUCAGAAGACCCCUCCGAUUCGAGAGGUCUACAUGGAGGACGACCAAACCGAUCCAACGGACCCUGACAAACAUUUCAAUCACGAUUUCGCCAGUACAGAGGGGGGAGAAUCCGAUACUCUUUUCGAAAACCUUGAGGAUCAGUCCCUUGCAGAUCGUGCACGGCGGUCCCUGAGAUCCGAUGCCCGCUCGCCCUCUCGCCGUUCCAUGGGAUCUUCGCGUGGUGUGCGUUCGCAACCAGGAAAAGAACAACAUGGGAGGGGCAGCUCCCGAACGUGGGGAGGGCUCGAAAACAUUCACGAGAAUAUCGGAAGCGACGAUGUUGUGCGGGUCCACGAAUCUGCCUUGAAUGCACUCCAGCAGCUCAAGGAAGAGCUCGUCAAAUCGAAUCAACGAAAUGAAGAACUAGUUCGAGAACAAGAGAAGUGGAAACAGGAAGAGCAAGACUUGCGACAGCAGUUAACUACUUUAGAGGCAACGGAGCUUCAAAAAAGCACCGAUCUAGAUCGCCUUCGUCAAGACCACAGACGUCUCAAAAACAACAACGAGGCUACCGAAAAGCAACGCGACGAACUCGUCAAACAAAAACGCGACCUGGAAAAGCAGGCACGAGAGUCUGCCCGAACCAUCAAGGAAUUGCGUCACCGGACCUUGGCGGGGGAUAAUCGGCACAAGGAAUUCAAGGGACAACUCGACAAACUGAAUGACGAAUUAGAGGAUACUUUGUCAGCUAAGGGGGAAAUCGCUGCCGAGUUGGCUCGAGCCCAAUCGGAACGCAUGGAAUUAGAAAAAAAAUUGGAAACAGUUCAGAAGGAGCUAUCAGAGGCAACAAAUGAAAGGGACCGCGCUGCCUCGGACGGCAAAAAUAUCGAAGCGGAGCUGCUCAACGAGCGUCGGAAACUACAAGAGCUGCGUACAUCGAGUGAUUCUGACAUCAGACGACUCAACGAAUCACUUCGCAGGGCCAACGAGGCCAUGCACCGAUUGAGGGCAGAGCUCACGCCAAAGGUUCGCUCGGCCGUUCGGAACAUGAGUUCUCCGUCGUCUCAGAUGAGGGGGACCAGAACAGCGAUUUUUGGAAGCACGACGGCAUCUGUGGAAUCUACAUUGGGUCCACCUCAGACGCUGGAUACAGCCAUUGCCGAUCGCCUGGCUCGUCUUCGAGAUUCCGCGGAACGUGCUCAUCUGAUACGUGGACACAAACGAGAAUUGGCGCGGCUGAAGGCAGAUCGCGAUGCUGGCAUUCAGAAACUAGAAACCGACCAUGCCGAUGCCUUAAAGAAGGUCACAAAGCAACUUGAUGGCAAGCGACGGGCGGAUCUCGAAGAACUUGCGGACAAGCUCAAUCGUCAAUUCGAGAGCCGUCUUGAGGAGGUCGAGGAAGAGCACCGAAAACGCAUUUCCCAACUCCAGAAGGACUACGGGAGAUUGCAAGAAGAAUCGGAUGAGUCCCUUGAGGAAGCGCUUACCCGAAUCGCACGCGUUUCUCACAAUCACGAACGGGAGAAGGGACGGCGGCAUGCACUGGAGAGAACGGUGGAAGACCUGAAUCGCAAGAUGAAGAUGCACCAGAAAGAUCUAAGCGCCAAACACAAGGGAGAAUUAGAAAAACAGCGACAUCAAUGGGAAUCAGAGAAAGAAGUAUUACUGAGCAACUUGCAAAGGGAUUGCAACGUUGCUUUCGAGAACCGACGACGCAUCGUGAAUGGAAACCCCAAAUGGGCAGGAGCACCACUGGGGGUACCAACAACAGGUGUAGAACGGAACCACCUCCAUGUUCACACUACCCAGACACCGCAUUCGAUGCCAUCGCAAGGAGAGGUCCAUCGUCUUCAUCAGCAGCAAGAAAAUAAUGGGCCCAGUCCAUUGUCAAUGAAUUCAGAUCUUUUCUUCACCGAAACCAAGAACAAUCCGGCGAACUUAGUUGUUAACACAGAGGCUGCAGUGAAUCAAAACGCGUCCAAUAUCAAGCAAUCAAACGUUUUUGUCCCGACUGUGAUCCAUCACGAGGAUUCUCCUUCCCCGAUUGCGAUGGUGAGCAGAACGGGAAGCAACGAUGGAUCGCCAACGGUUGUCUCGAGAUCCUAUUCGGAUAUUGAUAGCGUACUUAGGGAGACGGAAGAGCUCGUGAAGAGCAUUCUGUGAAUUAUGACUCGGGGACCACGCACAGAAGAAGUAGAUCCACUCGAUCGAUCCAUACGUGUUUGGUAGUAUUAUUUGGAAGCUUGCGAUCGGGUUCAUCUCGAAUAGCAUAUGGGAACGAGUGAAAACUUGUGGUAUGUAAACAGCAAUACAGUAACUUUGAUAAUAGUAUGGUUCAUUCACUUGUUUGUCUACUGUAAACUUCAAAAAUAUAAUGUUGGUAAACACAGUCAUGCAACCUAUACAGCACUAGCUUGGUGACACAACGUGAAGUUUUAUAGCGGAGGUCUGUGUUUUUGAAAGAUUUCCUUUGGAACGAAUUUCUUCGGUUUUGUUUCCAAAAGAAAACAKGACCUGAUCGAUUGAACCAUUGCUUCCACUGUGUUACACAGCUAGAUUCCUGCUGAUUCUCCCCGCGUUUCUGCUCCGCGAUUGCACGGGACUACAGAAUCCGCUGCUGCGGAGCUCCAACGACCAUUGCAUCACGCGAUCCGGUAGAUGAGGUGGUAUCCGCUGUCGGUGCUGACGAUCCCGCUCAUCUCGUCCUUCCGGAGUGCAAAGGCGGCGUUUUCGAAGGGUUCCUGCAUCUGCCCCCGCCCAAAGAACCCCAGGUCGCCGCUGUUGCGGAAGGAGCUGCAAUCGCUCCGCUGCCCCGCGUAGCCGGGAAAGGUCUCGACGAUCCCCUCGGCCCGGAUCCUGCGUUCGAAUUCCUUCAGCUCGGCCAUGGCCUGAUCCGGAGUCAGGGUGAUUUCCUUCCCGGUCCUCCGGCUGACAGGGUUGCGGCUAG
Pseudo-nitzschia multistriata is the source of this 3515-nucleotide messenger RNA. Lineage: Eukaryota; Bacillariophyta; Bacillariophyceae; Bacillariales; Bacillariaceae. The record is from the annotation of a GenBank genome assembly.